Molecule: messenger RNA, 4678 nt
Organism: Pecten maximus
Lineage: Eukaryota; Metazoa; Mollusca; Bivalvia; Pectinida; Pectinidae
Product: protein DPCD-like
Exons: 6
Coding region: 44-649 (201 amino acids)
Source: RefSeq, a predicted model, not a curated record
UCAAAGCAUAUUUGGGACAGAGAUCAGGUUUCUAACAAACAACAUGGCCGAUAAAUGGAUUUUGCAUCUAAAUUCUGCACAUAAAACGUGUAUUGUGCAGGAAGGAAGGAGGAAAGUCCACUACACGUUUACUGACGGUAAUGAAAUGGCGGAGGAAUAUGAUCAAAGAAGUGGUGAACUUGUUGUAAGAAAAUGGAGAAGAAAGGGGACGUUUGGUAACAAGGGGACCAGCUGGGAUUUUGAAGUUGGAGAACAACUGAUGGCAAAUAAUCUUGACUCUGAAGGAAUGAUGGAAAGCUCAAGUAAUCCAAUCUUCGUCAGGAAAGAUACCAAAGAGGCAUUUCAGUGGAGAAUUCGGAACAUUCCAUACCCUAUACAUGUUUAUAGUGUGACAAUUGACGACGACAAACAGAAACUCAUCAUCCGAACAUCAAACAAAAAGUAUUAUAAGAAGUUUGCGAUUCCUGACAUGGAGAGAGUUGGCUCCCUAUUAUCACAAGAGAACAUCAACACUGCCCACGCGAACAAUACUCUCAUCAUCACAUAUAAAAAACCAAGGAAUAUAUUAGAAAUGGAAAAGAAAAUAUCUGAAGAAAUGAAGAAAUUAAAAGCCAGUAAAGAUGGUGACGUUGACUGUACACCAAGCUGAUGUUGUUUAUGUGUAUUAUAAUGGCCGGCAGCUGUAUGAAUCACACACAGUUCUGUCAGACAUUGCUGUACUAGAGAGGUUGUGUAAGAAACUAUUAAUUCAGGUUUCAUUUCUCAGAGAAACCUUAAAUAUCAAAGCAGUUCAUUUCAUCAAAAAUGAUUUGAUGUUAAAUAGUACCGAGAUGAUCAUGGCAAGUGACAAUUGUCCGGUGUUACCCAGAGUAUUAGGAAUAUCUGUCUAAUCCAAUUACUGAAUAUUUUUAUAUCAGACCCGUGGGUAUUCUGAUAUCCGUUCUAAUCUGACCCCUGAGUAUUGUGACAUACAACAUAACUGCUGAAAGCUACCAUAGACAUAAGAUAUUUAGUCUAUCUCCACAUUAUGUCUGAUAUCAUGUGUGCCUGUCUAAUCUGACCAACACUUGGUGUCCUACAGUAUGUCAGAUUACACAGGUUAACUUGACUAAUAUAUGUGGUCCAUGAAGUGUCUUACUAUAAAGUUAUACUGUACAUGUACUUCCAAUUUAUUUUCAUAUAAAAUUGAAAUCUAGUGUAUAUGAUCGUAACCCCUGGAGAAUCAAGGGUGACAAUCCUUAGGUAUUCUUUGUUAUCCUACUUGAUAAAAAUUCAGUUAAAAUGUUGAAGUGUUGUAGAAGAAAAUUAUUUUCCCCUCAGUUGACAGAUACACUCCCAUCUUUGGUGAAGAAAAGAUAAUUUUUCUUUCACCAUUCACAGAUUUGUCUCCCCUUCUACCUGUUCAAGAUUUCUCUGUCCAUCCUGGGGUGUGAUAUCCGUCACCCCUAGGGUGUGAUUUCUCUGUCCAUCCUGGGGUAUGAUAUCCGUCACCCCUAGGGUGUGAUUUCUCUGUCCAUCCUGGGGUGUGAUAUUCGUCACCCCUAGGGUGUGCUUUCUCCGUCACCCCUAGAGUGUGAUUUCUCUGUGACCUUUAGAGUGUGAUUUCUCUGUGACCUUUAGAGUGUGAUUUCUCUGUGAACCCCUAGGGUGUGAUUUCUCUGUCCAUCCUGGGGUGCGAUAUCCGUCACCCCUAGGGUGUGAUUUCUCCGUCACCCCUAGGGUGUGAUUUCUCUGUCCAUCCUGGGGUGCGAUAUCCGUCACCCCUAGGGUGUGAUUUCUCUGUCCAUCCUGGGGUGCGAUAUCCGUCACCCCUAGGGUGUGAUUUCUCUGUCCAUCCUGGGGUGCGAUAUCCGUCACCCCUAGGGUGUGAUUUCUCUGUCCAUCCUGGGGUGCGAUAUCCGUCACCCCUAGGGUGUGAUUUCUCUGUCCAUCCUGAGGUGCGAUAUCCGUCACCCGUAGGGUGUGAUUUCUCUGUCACCUCUAGGGUGUGAUUUCUCCGUCACCCCUAGGGUGUGAUUUCUCUGUCCAUUCAUAGGGUGUGAUUUCUCUGUCCAUCCCAGUAGCGUGUGAUUUAUCUAUCACCCCUAGGGUUAGAUUUCUCUGUCACCCCUAGGGUUAGAUUUCUCUGCCACCCCUAGAUUGUGAUUUCUCUGGAGACCAUUAUGACAGAUAAUAUAUACUGAUAACUGUUAAUACAAUGACGUCAUGUUAACAAUACAAUGUCACGUUGAUAAUUCAUCACGUCGCAUCAACAUUGUGUUAAAAUAUUUUUUGAUAUGUGAACAACAAAACUCUCAUACAAUAAAUGGUAUGACAGGAGAAAAAAUAAUCAUCUGUACCUUGUGAGCUGUGACAGAGAAAUUUCCAACACUCGGGGUGAUAUUCUUCAUUUUCUAACCACUGGAUGAUCCUCACGAUACACGAAAGAAUAUCACUCCUUGGGCAGGAGAUUUCUCCGUAAUACCCAACCCUUAUUUUGAAAACAUCACUCGCAAUAGGAUGGUACAUUUGUAUCAUCACUUUAUGAAGCAUAACCAUAUCACAAUCAAGUGACAUCAUCUAUUGUACAGUACCAUAAUCGUGUCAUUGAUGGAGGCCCCGCAGGUAUUCAUCACUUGACUAAGCCCAUGCUACCCCUGGUUCUUUUGCAGACAAACAUUCAUUUUAUUACAUGAUCACCCUUUUAUCCAGUGAUUUUGCCUUUGCAAUAAUGUUGCUAGUGUACUAUACCCUGGGCUGUUUUUCAUCUGCUCCAAUCAGAAAUAGAUUGUGACGUCAUAAUAUUCACGAGGAUGUGACGUCAUGAAUUGUAAAUGCCACAAGUAAUGGAUGUCUCCCUUUUCAUGAAGUCAUCCACAUUUUGUCAAAAUGUAAUUUUUUUCAGUUACAUUGUGAUAAAGAGUAUGCAUCUUUAACUUUGUUUUUCAUUUCAUUACAGUUCCGCUUAACUUUAAAAUUCUUACCCUUAAUUCUUUUCAAGGCAAAUAUUUGAUCAUGUGUGUUCAGUGUCAACUAUUUAUUGCCGAGAAGUAAGUGUUGGAGCAACAUGUGUACAUUGUACAAACGCUAUUGCAAAAAAAAAACCCGGAAAAUUCCAUAUUUCUCUUUUUGUACACUUAGAUGCGUUUCUGUACAUUUUUGGGUAUAAAUUGCUUAUCCUAGCCUUACAAUGCAGCAAAUUGACAGGAGAAGGUCAGUAUAACUGUUUGGCUGUCUGCCAUUAUAUUGUAGAGGGAAAUGUGGAAUUAUUCCUGUUUUUGGAACAGCGCUUACAGUACAUGCUUGUUAGGUAAUAGCAUAAUACACCAAUGUUACAAGAAAUGUUUUUAGAGAGAAUAACAUGAUCGUAGAAAGGAAAUAUAACUACAAUGUAUACAACAUGUAGAUGUUUACAUACAUUGUUUGAAGGAUUUUAUUUUACAAGGGAUUUUUUUGGCAUGUUUUCCAAAUGAAUUAUUAUUAUACUAUGUAAUUUCACAUUUUAUUCAAAAUGCUGUGUUCAACAAGGAAUAUUAUAUAUACAUGUAAAAUCCAACAUUCAAUAUAUAUGCAAUUGUAUUGUUUCAUGAGACUGUUGGACAAAUUAAUCCACUAUUAAAAAGACUGUCAACUAGUUUAAUGUCAUCGUACGUUUAACAUUAGCUGACUUUAGACGAGGAUAGAUAAUUUGAGACUGAAUAGCCUGGUUCUCAUGAACAGAAAAACUCUUUAUAUUAUAAACUUGUAACUGCUUCACAGUGUACAGAUUAUUUGGUUUUUGGUCUAUUCAUUAAGCAGUUUAUUAUCUAGUUCCAUCCUAAUACAACAAACUUAAAAAUAAUUGUAAGACACGUGUGAUAACACUAUUGUGGCAUCGUUAAUGAAUGACAUCGAUGAUAACACACAAAUGUUUUGUUAAUGAAACACACUGUCCCAGUUAACAACAGCCCGUCUAUCGGAGAAAGCUUGGUUAUGUUCUCGCGAAUAUAAGUAUCUGGUUAACCAAUCAGAGUCUUGUAUAACCAGAGACAGAAUCAAUAUUGGGUAUAAUCCAUUAAACUUUUAAAACAUUAAUUCAACUUAAGGCUUGUGACAGAUCAAAUUAUAUAACUUGUUAAACUCAUAGGUUAUAUGAUGAUGACAGUGAAAACAAAUUACUCUUAGGUAUUAUUUUAUUAACUUUUUCAACUCGAGUCUUUUCCUUGAGAACUGCACAUCACGUAUACAUAUCUUUGAUAUCUUUUCUCAGAUUCAAUAUUUUAACUUUUGACACUUGUACAAGGUCCUCAUACCCCAAUAUGUUUUCACAUCUUCUACAAGACAUGAUACCAGCUGUAUGUACCCGAAUGUGUUUUUAACACAUCAGUAUAGUUUUACUUUUCUGCUACUUUUACAAGUGUACACCAUUUUACUCUGGUUGUAACUGCUAUGGUCUUCUCCUAUAAACAAUACAGUACAGAUCAAAACUGGUAUUCCUUCUCCCUAGAUAAAAAGCUGUGGUAUAUACAUUGUAUGGUACCAACAGUAGUGCCAUCUUGUGAAGUUUAAUUGUCAGAUAAUAUUUUUCAUUGGAUUGUGAUAUGUGGACAUAAUUGAUAAAUACUUGAAAUAUCCAAUCUUGAUUUCAUAUGACAGAAAAUUUUGUAUGCGCUGAUACAAAUGUUUAUGUUACAUUGUAAAAAUAAAUUAAUAAUACAAU